GCUUUCUGCAUGAGCGAGUGCAGGAAGGAGAAGGAGGAGAGGGAGUAUUACUGCUACAGUGAGUUUGCUGUAAACGGGAUAGUUCACGAUAUUGAUGUGGUGCGUAAAGGAAUACGUCUCAUUACAUUGAUGGUGAGCAGCGACGGUUUCUACAAGAUGAGUCGUCUCUACGUGACCCCAGACAGCUUUUUCUUCAAAGUUCGCCUUCUGGUCCUGGACACCUACAAGUGCAGCAAGCCCUGCCCCGACAUCAAACUCGGGACCAGAUACAUCAUAAUGGGACAGAUCUACCACCGGAGGCGCCACCUCCCCACUGACCUCCUGAACCUACUGGGGGGUAAACUGAAACCCGGAGACGGACUCCUGCGGAGCAACAACUAUGUCAAGAGAUUCAACAAACGGAGGCACCAGAAAGCCCUGGAGGCCACCCGCUCCAGGUGUAGGUGAACCAAAGAUAAGACUAUCGGCCCCUGCUGCAGGGGAAGAGACAUUGCAGCUUAUUUGAACUGAUCAUAACUAAUAACCCCUCAGUGUUGUGCAAGACGGAAGAGAUUUUGCAGAGGGCAUGGAUUUAUUUUCAUAUGGACUGCUAUGAUGUAUCCUUAUCCUGGUUUAUCUUUUUUACUCCUCCGUAAAGUUCCUCAAGUACUGACUUGUGGUGUCUUUGAUAGAAACACAAGCAGCUUCAAUUAAAUGGAUUUUUCAAGAUCAGUUUUUAACAUCUGGGAAAUCAAACCUAUCCGUUAAUAUUUUUCAUAAAACAGCAACUUCACUCAAACUCCUCAUUCAUUCAUGGCUGGUUCAUGAAGUCCCAAAAUUGCUGAUCUAAAGAACAUAGAUUUGAACUCAGAGUAUGCCUUCGACAUGCUUUUCAUAGGGAAGAUAAGAAGUCAAUUUUGGGGCACUUUUGGUAUUUUUUAACAGGUUUAAACAGACAGUAUUAGAGCUGACAGGACACUAGGAGACAAAGAUGACACAAAAGUAUCCAAUUGGACUUGAAUCAGGCAUGUUGCAGUUCAUUUGGGGCUCUUAACCCUUAAGCCACUCGGAUGCCCAAAAAUACAUCAUUUUAUUAAAGGUAUCUCCUGUCACUGCUAUGCAGACGGUGUUCAAUUAUACAUCUCAAUUAAAGGACAGGUGUGUAGGAUUUAAGGGGGACUAAAAGCAGAAAUGUGUAUGGGUCUAUCUUUUUCCACACUAUAAUACAAACACAUUUAUGAACAUGCAUACAGAUAAGAUCGUUGGUUCAUUGUUUUUCUAGCUCCCAUAUUUAACCCCUUGAAACUUGGAUCGACAUCACUUUUCUUGAGCUGAACCAUGAGCAAAUUCUUUCAAAAACAUGGCAACUUGGUCAGAAAUUUCCCACAAAUUGCAAUAAAAGUAUCUUUUUAAAAGGUAGGGGAAAAUGUCUUCAAAGCUAUUGUUUAUAAUUACCAUAAACUAAUUAUUUUUACAGAAUUAUUAUUAUUUUAAGCACCCUUCUUCAGGUCAUUCCCCUCUUUUAAACUUUGCCAUGUUGUUUGUUUGCUUGUUUUUUGUUUUCAAGUAGCUUUCAUGUACUUUUUACAAAUUUCUGGCUAAUUUCUGUUUUUGAAAGAAAUCAAGUUGCCCAGGUUUAACAACACUUUUUCAUCAACGAUAUGGAAGAGAGAUUUAUUUUCCAGACAAGCACACUUGCUUUUCAAAAUAAUAUCAAUUGCUCAGUACUUUGAAUCUCAUUGUAAAAAUCCAAUAUUUAAUCAUUUUGGAAACUGAUAUGGGAGCGAAAUGUUGUACUGCACAAAGAAGUAUUGUUUUGUAACUCUUGAUCCCGUGCAUGUUGUCGCUGUGGUUGUUAUUUGUAAGCAGGAAAUGCACUAUUAUUGUUACAAGGACCAAAGGGAGGGAAUGAAGGGCCUGAAAAAGCAGCAACAAACCUCAGAGGAGGACGAGGAGGAGGGAGAAGAGGGGAGAGGGAGAGCACAGGACCUUUGCUUGUCAUGAGAGCGGCUUAUUUUUCUAACUUUAAUUAUAUGUCAACGAUGAAAUAUCUGCCCGAGUAGACUGGGACAUCAAAAGGGGCCUUGCUGAAUGAGGAGGGGUGUGUGUUGUUGUAGGGACUAAGCCAUAAAUCUAAUCGCAGGAAUCUGAUCCUCUCUGCACCUGGACACAUGACUUGGAGAGAAAAAAGUGCCUCCGUCACAGCUCCUCUUUGGGAAAGCUCUUGUUUUCUUGCUUACACACAAACAUGUCCUCGUCUAGAAGGGCCAAAACUUAAAAAGGGACAUUUUGGAGGAUGAGAGAGACAAGGUGGAGGAGAAACAAAGAAGGUUAUGUAAAAUGACAGGAAGAGGGUGUUAGGUCUGUGUUUCUGAAGGGAUAGCUUCUUAUUUAAUCAGAAAUCCCUGGCUUGAUUGUAGUACGACCCUGAGCUCAUGCUUCUUAUCAAAGGGAAAACUUGCACUGAAUGCUUACAUUGCUUUACCAUAC
This is a messenger RNA of Plectropomus leopardus (leopard coralgrouper), 2469 nucleotides long. The record is from RefSeq and is a predicted model, not a curated record. Lineage: Eukaryota; Metazoa; Chordata; Actinopteri; Perciformes; Serranidae.